Doryrhamphus excisus (bluestripe pipefish) is the source of this 2698-nucleotide messenger RNA. RefSeq names its product V-set and transmembrane domain containing 4a (gene vstm4a). NCBI's taxonomy places the organism in Eukaryota, Metazoa, Chordata, Actinopteri, Syngnathiformes, Syngnathidae. Gene Ontology annotation, cellular component: membrane. The record is from RefSeq and is a predicted model, not a curated record.
CUACUGGGAGAAUGAGUGGGAGUUCCUAAGUGGGAACAGAGCAUGUACUGUUUCAUAUUACGGCGAAAAGAAGAGAAAGAGGGGAAGAGUUAAUGUGGCCAAGGGCUCUGGUGGGUCGUGCAGUCGUGCUCCGCUUGUUUUAGCGCGCUGCAGUUUUCAGGGUUUAUGGAUUCACAGACAGAGGACAAUGAACAUCUCUGUAGUGCUGCUGGUCCUGACUAAAGCUCUGCUCACAGGACUAGGCCAUGCCUUGAAUGUGACAGUGAUUCCUGGACCCAUUGUCAUGGCAACCGAGCGGGACAACCUGACACUGUCCUGCCUGGUAUCUCAGAGAAAAAGGAGCAGCAGUGUACUCAUCCUCCGCUGGUUCUUCGCCCCUCUGACUCCUCCCACCCCCUCACCCUCUUUACCUCCUCCGUCUCCAUCCCCUCCGGGCCCAGAACCCUCCCAGUUCCUCAUCGUCAAGAUGGGCAUCAAGAAACUCAAGCUGUAUGGAAACUACACCCGCCGCUUCCCCCAGCCCAAGUUUCGACUUUAUGAGCAAAUUGAGGGAGAGGUGUACCGCUUAAGGAUUCUCAAUGUGAGCGGGACGGACCAGGGCUUCUAUACGUGUAGAGUGCACGAGAUAAGGAAGUACAGGAACGUAUGGAAGGCAUCGUCUAAUGGUUCGGGCACUACACAGCUAACAGUGCAUUUUACUCUGGAGGCUCAUAGCAGUGAAGGAAUUUGGCGUCUGUUAUCAGAUGUCAAUGUGUGCGCUGUGCUGAUCUGCCUGCUGGGAUUGCUCUCCAUCUUCCUCUUCACACUCACUCUCACCGUCCAGUACUUCUACAGGAGACACAGGCUAAAAGCAAGUUACCUACUGGUCAAGUGUCCAGAGAGCAGUUCAGGAGAGACUGUAACCAGCUCUGGUAGUACUUCCAGUUCCUCCCCAAGAACACAAAAGAAAGACACAGGGCAGAAAAGUGAUGUAAAAGUGGCAUUAAAACCUCCAAGAGUGCCUGAGGCGCCACCACCGUCACACACACCAACUAAAGCACGUGUGGCUUCCAAAAGACCCCAAAAGCCCAAAAGGUCAAAAGCUCACAUAAGGUCUACCACAGCUCGAGUACCCCAUGACGACAGUCUAACCUAUGCAGAGCUGGAGCUGGUCCGACCCAGUCUCGAACCACCGGCCUCAGCCAGUCCUGACCCCACCCCCUCCAGCCCAGACACCGUGUACGCUCAGAUCCUCUUCCAGGAGAAACAGCUGUAAACACAGAAGCCCUGCACACAUGGAUGUUCACAGUACCUCCCGGAGAGGAGUACAGCUUGAGUUCCAGAAGGAGGAUGUAUAUUUAUGAACACGCAAUCUUGAUAAUUCAGCAUUUGUUUUAGCCUUAAUAAGGGUUUGCGUGUCUUUGACCUCCUGGUUCUAGUCCAGCUCCAGUCGUAUGUUGUUUUGUUUGUCUGCAUCUCUGGCCUGUGAGCCAGAUGUUCUGAAGAAUGUUCUGUUUUGGUUCUGUGGAUGCUCAGGAGGUUUUGUAGACAGUGCAGCUUUGUACAUUCCUCUAUAGCUACAGAGGGGAAAUUAAUAAUAAAAUUAUGCCCAGGUAAAGUGGAAUCUUUUCACAUUAAACAAGUUUAUAAAUGAUCUUCAUUGAGGCAUUUUUUAUUUCUUGUUUUAGAUUCAUAUAACAUGGCAAAAUCAUAUAUCAUACAGGUGUAAAUUAAGUCAGAUUGUGUAACUAUGAAUAAACUUAAAUAGGCAAUGUGUUAAGAUAGUUCAGUGAUGCAGUCCGUUAGCUUAGCAUAGCCUUUUUGGAAGUAACUCGUCUAAGCAACCAAAACUUCUUUCAUUUUAAAAGUAUGUUAGACACAUCCAGGAAGUUUUAAAGUUCUACUCCUGAAAAACAGUAAUUGCUUUAAAUCAACCCAAUCCACUAGUUGGCAUUAUAAUCAAUUAACUUGCUGCUUGCUAGCUUGGUAUAUGCAAUGGCUAAAGAAAAGUAACAACCAACAGAUUUUUAAAUGUACCAUAUUCCUUACAGUACAAAGACAUUAUCUCAUAAGAAUACUAAGUUACGCUGCUUUAAAGGAAAACUAUUUUCGGUAGUUUGAUAUUUGUAAAAACAGUAUGCAGCAUGUUAGCUUAGCAUAGCAUAGAGCGAUAAAAAAUACUUUCAUUUAUUUUAUGAUUUUAAUGUGGAAAAAUAAAUAAUAGAGGAAGACUAAACUUUAAACCAAACAACUAUCAAUUUGCGGCUAAAGCAAAACAGCCGGGUAGCUUAGCAUAGUUUAAUGUAGCAUCCAGGUUAAAGAAUAUAUAUAUAUAUAAAUAUUAGUACUAUCGUGUGGUGAGGUUCAUGGCUGGUGGCAUUUUUAUUUUACGUUAAUAUAGAUUGCUCAUUAAGAGGAUAAUUUUUUAUUAACUGAAAAACAUCUGUGUGCUUAUAUUUUACCUGUAUAUUCAGUACAGGAAUCCCUCAUUUAUCGCGGCUAAUUGGUUCCUGACCCGACUGCGAUAAGUGAAUUUCCAUCAAGCAGGAUUCUUUCUUCAUAAACUGAAUAUUCCAUAGAUAUGCAUAGAAAACCUGUUUAUGAUCUUUAAGUUAAGUUAAGUUUUAAAUAUUAUUACUGCCCUCUAGACAUGAAACACCUGUAUAGUCACCUUUACAUUCGUAUUACCCAAUAUAGUUAAUAUGCUCAAUCAAUAUAC